Anopheles aquasalis is the source of this 1770-nucleotide messenger RNA. RefSeq names its product transcription factor grauzone-like. Gene Ontology annotation, molecular function: DNA-binding transcription factor activity; zinc ion binding. Lineage: Eukaryota; Metazoa; Arthropoda; Insecta; Diptera; Culicidae. Gene Ontology annotation, cellular component: nucleus. The record is from RefSeq and is a predicted model, not a curated record.
CAAUCCAGGCAAAAUGAAGGAAAAGUGUCGGUUAUGUUUAACUCUGCUGGAGUUUAGUGAGUCUAUUUCACUGUCGGAUUCCGAAUUUUAUAUGAAACUAGCAACGUUGUUCCAGUUCAAUAUACUCGUCGAUAAUGCUCUGCCGAAUCAAGUUUGCUCCGUAUGCCAAUCGUCUGUGAACUCGUUCUACACCUUUCACCAGGAUGUGGAAGCCAACCAAAUGCUACUGCUGGCUCUGCAGAACGACAAAGAUCCGAUUGCUAACUUCCUUCCCGAAACCAGAGUAGAGGAGUGUGUGGUUGAGAUCCUACGGGAAACGGCACACAAUGAUGAUGAUGAUGAUAAUGACGACGAAGAGGCGAUGGAGGACGAUAGUGCAUCACAGCUGGUAGAAUACGAACAGGAUGUGGAGAUUCACGUCAAUGACAACAGUUUGGAUGAUGAAAGUGGGCAAGAUGGAGCCCUCGCAAGUGGAGACGAUGGAGACGGGGGAGAGCAGGUAAAUGUAAAGACUGAAGAUGAAGCAACACACCAAGAGGUGCUGGCUGUAGCUCGUGAGGGCGAAGAGGAAAUCAAACCACGACGGAGAGGACGCCCACCAGGGAAGCGUAAUCGCAAGGAAAGCAUCAGUCCUGUUAAGAAAGCGGACGCAAAGAAGCAAAACGACAAAGAAAAGGAAGGCCGGAUUGCGGAGUAUGUCAGCUUAGAAUGUGAGAUCUGCUUAAUGUCGUUGGAUAGCUUUGUGCAGCUGCAGCUGCAUUAUCGUGAAGCCCAUGGGACUGCGGGGUACGUAAGAUGCUGUAACAAAAUAUUCUUUCGGCGGUAUCUUCUGGUCGACCACAUAGCAGCCCACAUUGGGACGAUACGGUGCGAAAUAUGCCAGAAGACCUACAAAUCCAGACGCUACUUGGGACUACACAUGGCUAAGGCGCAUGGCAGCGAGGAGGAUCGACCGUACAAAUGCGAAGUGUGUCAGCUUUCCUUUCCAAAGACGUAUCUCCUGAAAACGCACCAGACGUUGCAUGUCCGAAAACAGUGCGACCUGUGUAAGAAAGUGCUGUCGAGCCAACAAUCGCUAAGGGUACACAUGGCACAGAUGCACAGCGACGAUAACCAGCAGAUUUGCGCUACCUGUGGUAAAACGUUCCGCACCAAACAGGCCAUGGAGCGGCACAUCAAGGAGCAUAGGGGGGAGGAGCUGGUAGACCGGAUGCAAUGCGAGUAUUGCAAGAAGUGGUUCAAUGGGAAGUACAAUCUGCGGAAGCACAUCCGUUUCAUUCACAGCGAGGAUGGACAGGUGUUCCGGUGCGAUAUCUGCCAGCACGAAAGCCCCAAUAGCCGUGCGCUGCAGAAUCACAAACAGCGCAUACACGUGGAGGAGAAGUUCCAGUGUACGUACUGUGGCAAACGGUUCAAGCGGAAGCCCAGCCUACGCGAACACAUGGCCUCUCACACCGGCAAGCCACUCUAUUCGUGCGAAGUCUGUGGCAUCACCUUCAACUCGAAAGCCAACCGUUUUAGCCAUCGCAAAAAUAAGCACCCAGUCGAAUGGGAAGCUAACAAGCGGUUAAAGGAACAGAGACAAUUAAGUAAGAAUUAAGUAUUAGCAGCCGCACGGCUGAGUUCAGUUAGGACCGGCUAAGACCUAACGGCUAGGACAACGAACGGUUGUGUGCAUUUCGUCCCGCACUUUCGUAUUUGACAGGAUGUGGCCUUAUGGAUCCGUUGUGUAUGAGCCUAGGUGACAGCGCCACAACAAACAAAAUAAAU